AUGCUCGGCCUUCAAGACGAGGGUCUUCUUAGGCGAUACGCUGCUAAAGGUCAAGGAUAUGUUUUUCCAACAAACGGUAUUCCAAUCGAAACACUCAUAGUUUGUGUUUGUAUAAUUGUGGUUUACAUUGCAUCUUUGUUUAACGGAAACAUUAGAUCGGACAUGGCCUUAAAGCCAGAUUCACUUUUUCAUAUUUCAGAAUUGCCACGUUUAUCAUCCUAUGUUUGGGUUCAUUCUGGCUUUUUCCAUCUCUUCUUUAAUGUUUUGUCGCUCUGGGCACCUUUAGCAGAAUUUGAAAGAACAAACGGCACGUUCCACACGGCACUAGUCUUAUCAAUAUUGGCCACUGCUGUUGCUAUUCCAUACUGCCUUCUAGGCACUUUGUUUUUCCCAAACACUGUGGUUCUUGGAGCUUCCGGCUGGGUCUUUUCGUUAAUUUCGUACUUUUCCUAUGUGAACUCUUUAAGCCACAGAACUGUGAAGCUUUUCAACAGUUGGGAAGUUCCUACACUCUCGAUACCAUUUAUUUUCAUGCUCACUGUAUUUUUGAUGGUCCCAAAUUCCAGUUUGAUUGGACAUUUCCUUGGCAUUGUGACAGGCUUUUUGUUGGCCAAGGGUUGGUUCAUUAACUUAACUGUACUCCCAUUCGGCUUGAUGGAGAAAAUUGAAGCACGUUUGUCUGGCUUAAUUGAUCAUCUUCCAGGCAUAUUCAACUACGUUAGGGAGUCGUCGGUUAAAAGUAGUAGGUAUCAAUAUAGCAGUACUGCUUUACCGCUUUAUACGCAGGAUGAAGACUUAUCCUCGCGGCCUUUACGCUUAUCAACAGAUGAGAACUUGCAUGAGGACAAUGCUGGUCCAUUCAUAGGUACAGGACACGUCCUUGGAUCAAAUAUUUAA
Messenger RNA from Brettanomyces bruxellensis, 897 nucleotides. RefSeq lists its product as uncharacterized. The record is from RefSeq and is a predicted model, not a curated record. Lineage: Eukaryota; Fungi; Ascomycota; Pichiomycetes; Pichiales; Pichiaceae. Gene Ontology annotation, molecular function: serine-type endopeptidase activity. Gene Ontology annotation, cellular component: membrane. The transcript has a single exon. Bases 1 to 897 code for a protein of 298 amino acids.